AUGUUUGUCCGCAGUCGCGCGUAUCGAAUGCAAUGUAAUAAUGAUGGCUUGUGUCUCCUAAAUAAAAGUGCAUUGAAGCGAGCUAAACAAUGUGCUAGUAUAGCAUUGCAAGAUGAAAAUCUUAUUGAAACAAGUUUAGAAUUUUAUGGAAAAGUUUCACAAUUACUUUUACGAUAUGUUGGUAUUCGACCAGCAGAAUUAAAAGCUACUUUUUCGUCUGAAGCACCAUGGAUAUGGCGUUUAUUACCAGAUUAUUAUAUAGACGAUAUAUGGGAUUUCCUUAUGUCAGCCGCCAUGAUGGUGCCUCAAACACUAUCGAAACGUAACAUAGAUGAUAUUUUAACCUUGAUGCUUGUUGUCAUUUGUGCACCACGUCACUAUAUACAAAAUCCACAUUUAAUUGCAAAAGCAGUCGAAGUUAUACAUUGGUUAUGCGCCAGAAGUGAACAUACAUUAUUACGUAGAGCAACAGAAUAUUUAUUCAAUCAUGAACUAGCACAAGAUUCACUUGUACGUGCAUUAACAAAACUUUAUGCUGAUGUUGAAACCACCGGUGCUGCAACUGAAUUCUAUGACAAAUUUAAUAUACGCUAUCAUAUAAGUAUCAUUUUUAAAUAUGCUUGGCAAAAGCCAUCAUUUCGUCAUUCAUUUCUAACAACAGCAAGAGAUGAAAAAGAAUUUAUUCGUUUUUUAAAUAUGGCCAUAAAUGAUGUUACGUAUUUACUUGAUGAAAGUUUACAAUUAUUAAAGAAAAUUCAUGAUAUUGAAACAGAUAUUGAUAAUAAAGAUGAAUGGGAAGCAACUCCAAUGGAAACACGUAUGACUAAAACACAGCAAUUGAGUCAAUAUGAAUCACAGUGUUGUACAUAUUUACCACUUGGUAUGGAAACAUUGAAUAUGCUCGAAUAUUUAAGUGCAAACGAACCAGGUCCAUUUUGUUCAUCGGAAUUAAUCGAUCGUUUAGCAGCUGUACUAGAUUUUAAUUUACAUGAAUUAUCUGGUCCUAAUUCACGUUUACUUAAAGUUAAAGAACCGAGUAAAUGUUGUUUCGAUCCGAAACGACUGUUAGAAAAAAUUGUAGAACUUUAUUGUAAUUUGGCACCUGACGAACGCUUUGCCGAGGCAAUUACACGAGAUGAACGUUCUUAUCGACCAACUUUAUUUAAAUCGGCUAUCGAACGUAUACAAAAUCGUCACAUAACAACGUCAUCACGUCUUGAAGUACUUUAUAAUUUAAGUCAAAUUGCUGAACGCAUAGCCGAAGAAAAAUCUAAAGAAGAAAUGGAUCUCUCCGAUGCACCCGACGAAUUUCGUGAUCCAUUAAUGUGUACAGUUAUGACCGAUCCAGUUAUUUUACCAAGCGGAGUUAUUAUGGAUCGCUCAGUAAUCAUUAAACAUUUGCUCAAUUCAAGUACAGACCCAUUUAAUCGUCUUCCACUAACGAUUGAACAACUCAUACCUGCUGCGCAACUCAAAGAACAGAUCGAUAAUUGGAUCCACGAUAAAAAAAGUCGAACAGUUUGA
Molecule: messenger RNA, 1524 nt
Organism: Rotaria socialis
Lineage: Eukaryota; Metazoa; Rotifera; Eurotatoria; Philodinida; Philodinidae
Source: the annotation of a GenBank genome assembly